Messenger RNA from Moneuplotes crassus, 2860 nucleotides. Lineage: Eukaryota; Ciliophora; Spirotrichea; Euplotida; Euplotidae. The record is from the annotation of a GenBank genome assembly.
UUCUAAUCCAAAAAUGCAGUUGAAGGACAGAAUAGAGAACCUAAAGACUGAAAGUGAGGAUAAAAGAGAAAAAUUUCAAGGUCAAAAUAAAGGAAGUGGCAGCAAAGAAAAGAAUCUUAAUUUUAGUAGUCUAAGUCUUGCACCUGAGACUGAAGAGUCUAAUACAAAGGAGCAAAAGCCUAUAAGUUUAAUGGCACUAGUAAAUAAAUCUAAAUAAGGUAGCCAAGGAGGAGCUUACCCAAUUACAAGAAGAGAUGGCUUCAAUUGAAUCAUUGGAUAAAGCAUUAUUUCUUGAUCUUGGUGGACUCGAAUCGGUUAACUUGGACUUUGAAGUCAAUGAGGAUGGAGAUUUUCCCUUAGGGCUUGCAUGCAACAAGGGCUCUCAUGAAAUUGUAUCUCUGAUCCUUUCCAAUCCUUCCUGAAAUCCACAUAGGAUUAAUAAUCAAGGAGCUAAUGCAUUUUGGUUGGCUUGAGAAGGAGGUAAAGACGAAAACUUGCCUUUACUAGUAGAGAGGGAUGUUAAUUACCUAGUUAAAACAAAUAAAGGAUUAAAUAGCUUACACAUUGCAGCAAUGAAGAAUCAUUAUAAGGUAGUAAAAUACCUAAUCGAGCUUAAGUUUCCACUAAAUAUUAGGGUGAAUCAAGGACCAACUGCUUUAUCAAUUGCCUCUGAAUUAGGACACUUUGAUAUCGUAAAAUUACUUGUAAAAUCAGGUGCAAAAAUUAACAAACUCAGUAAGGAUGGGGAUGGACCUCUCUAUAAAGCCAUUGAGAAUGGUAACAAAGAUAUUGUUCAAUUUCUUGCUGAAAACGGAGCAAAAAUGGUAUUAAGCGAUAAAUAUAACGUUGACCCUUCAGCAAAGAAUUCUAAGAAACAGAAUGCUUUACAGUUUGCUGCUUCCUUAAAACUUACAAGUAUUAUGGAUUGCCUGAUCAAAAGAAUGCCGGAUCUUGAUCAGGAGGAUGAAUCAGGAUUUACCUUAUUCUCCAGAUACAUACUGCAAGAAAACUUCAGCAUAUGAUCAAAAUUAUUAGACUCUGGUUGAAAAUUAGACCAUGUGAAUAUUAAUGGAAAGACACCUCUUCAUCUUGCAGUAGAAUGUAGGAAGAUCAAAGCCAUUGAGUUCUUACUAGAUAAAGGUGCCAAUCCCCAUAUUGAAAACUUUUACGGCGAAGAUAUCUGUGAAAAGAUCCAGAAAUAUAAUUUAGUGCUCAAAGACAGAGUUAUGAUCCCUAUCUUACAAUGCUGACCUGACAAAAGGAUUAAAAUUGAUCCAGAGAAGAUUAGAGAAGAGGUUCAGGAUAAUAACGAAGAAGGAUCAGACUCAGGUGUUGAGGAGGAUGAGCCUCAAGACCAAGAGUCUAUUAUAUACGAUAAUCCUUCCUCCAGUUCAAGCUCUAGUUCUGAUACAGAAAAUAGUGAACUAAUGAUGACAGGGAGCUCUUUCUGGGUCUCUGAGAUAGGGAAUGCUUCCCCCUCUUCAAAAAGUCGGAUCAUAGAUAAUGAGAGCUCUCAGAAGUUCAUCCAAAGACUAAUUGAGCAGGAUAAUCCGAACAAAAUUGAUAUUAUUAACAAACCUUCUACUCUACAAAAGCCUGCACUUCACUCAAAAUAGCUUGUUUAAGAUGAAGACAUCAAAAGUGGCCGAAGAACAAGCUAAACCUGACCCUCCUCAAGAAGGAAAAGACUUAAUGACUCUGGCUCCAACUAAUGAAAUUGAUCAUAGAACUUCAAUGAACUCUAUGGUUUCAAAUAACUUCAAAAUUAACAUAAUCGAACAAAAUGAAGAAAGUGAGUUUCUGAAAGCUAUUACCGUCCAAAAACAAACUGAAUCCAACCCAGCCAUUCCUAACACUAAAAAUCCAGACCAGGCCAAACCAAAAAUCGAAGAAAUCAAAGAACAACCUGAAAACCCCCCAGACCAGACCAAAACCGAUCAACCCAAGCCUGGCUCCCAAGAAGAAACCAAAAACCAGCCUGAAGAAGAUGCCGAGCAACCAGCCAAGAAGAAAAAGAAGAAGAAGAAAAAGAAGAAAUCAAUUAAGAAGAAAGAUAUAGAAGGAGCUAAUGGUGACGAUGAGCCCCUCAACCAGGAUUUACAUCAGGAAGAGAAAGAGCAGAAGUUUGAAACUGAGAUACCAGUCCCUGUAGAUAAGGAACAUGUUCAACUUGCUGGGAUACAGAGUGUUGGCAAGGCAGUUAAUUUAGACAAGUUCUUACUGAGUGACCAGAGUAAUUCUGUUUUAUCAAAAAUUACUAAGAAAAAGAAGAGAAAGAAGGUUAAAAAGCAAGUUGAAACCCCAGAUACAAACAAGGAAACCAAAGAAUCAGAAAAUGAUAGGUUUGGAAACAAGAAUUCAGAAGGGAAAGAAGGUGCGAUGAGCUUUGAUGAAGGGAAGCCUACUCUUUCUGAAUUGAAAAUAAAAUCGAAGAGGCCUAGAGAACUUCCAGAAUCAAUAAAGAAUUUAGAUGAUUUGGAUAAUAAAUCUAUUGAAUCAGCUGAGCUAAAGCUUAAAGAGAGCCUAUCAAACAUAAAAGACCAACCACUUACAAGUAGAAAGAAAAAGCUUGGUAAGCUUAGGAAAGUGUCUCGGUCUCCUUCAAUUUCAGGGCGAGGCUCUGGAAAAUUAAACGACUCCAGCAUCGAUGGAGGAGACCUUGACCCAAAAGAGUAUUAUAAGCAAUACGCCAAAUCGAAGAAAGAGAAAGAACAUCUUGAACAAUUGAGCACUCUUAAAAUGCUUGAAAACGGCAAGGCUCAACUGAAACAAGACUUGAUGCUUGGUUCCACUAGUAGUAAAUCUAGCACAAAAGUAAAGAAACCUUCUCGAUAUUCAUAAACCUAAAAUUAAAUGAUAA